Molecule: messenger RNA, 495 nt
Organism: Ceratosolen solmsi marchali
Lineage: Eukaryota; Metazoa; Arthropoda; Insecta; Hymenoptera; Agaonidae
Exons: 2
Coding region: 124-480 (118 amino acids)
Source: RefSeq, a predicted model, not a curated record
AAUAAUAUUACAGAAGUUAAUCAGGACUCUUUCUCGUUAACUAAAGAAGUAGUACAGAAGAACAAUUUAAUAUUUGAUUUAAAAAAUAUAAUUGUAAAUCAUGAAAAAACAAUCGAAGAUUUAAUGGAGAAUUGUCGUAUUAAAAGCUACAUAAUUUGCGAAUUAAAAGAUAAAUUAAAACACGAAUUAAAAAAAAACGAUGAUAAAUUGCAUUUUUUAAAGACUGCAAACGUUAACUGCACGGAACCGUUGUCUUCUAUUUCUGAUAAUUUGUGUAACAAAUUUGACAAAGACGAAAGUACAAUUUUUGAUUCUAUUUGUAAUGAACCUCGUAAGAUGUGUGAGAAACGUUAUCCAAAAUUAUCCAAAUUAUAUCAGCAUGCCAGAUGUCAUAAUAAGUCUAAUAAAAAGUCUAUGGAUUGUAAUAAAAUAAUAAAGCAUAAACUACUCGAUGCCACUAUUUUACAAUGUAUUAAAUAGAAAUCGAUUUCCUCU